Molecule: messenger RNA, 2307 nt
Organism: Mizuhopecten yessoensis (Yesso scallop)
Lineage: Eukaryota; Metazoa; Mollusca; Bivalvia; Pectinida; Pectinidae
Product: hyphal wall protein 2-like
Exons: 3
Coding region: 1-2307 (768 amino acids)
Source: RefSeq, a predicted model, not a curated record
AUGAGCAAACCGUCCAAACACACAACAGUAAUGAGCAAACCGUCCAAACAUACAACAGUGAAGAUCAAACCGUCCAAACAUACCACAAAACAUAUCAAACUGUCCAAACACACAACAGUAAUGAGCAAACCGUCCAAACACACAACAGUAAUGAGCAAACCGUCCAAACAUACAACAGUGAAGAUCAAACCGUCCAAACAUACCACAAAACAUAUUAAACUGUCCAAACACACAACAGUAAUGAGCAAACCGUCCAAACACACAACAGUAAUGAGCAAACCGUCCAAACAUACAACAGUGAAGAUCAAACCGUCCAAACAUACCACAAAACAUAUUAAACUGUCCAAACACACAACAGUAAUGAGCAAACCGUCCAAACACACAACAGUAAUGAGCAAACCGUCCAAACAUACAACAGUGAAGAUCAAACCGUCCAAACAUACCACAAAACAUAUUAAACUGUCCAAACACACAACAGUAAUGAGCAAACCGUCCAAACACACAACAGUAAUGAGCAAACCGUCCAAACAUACAACAGUGAAGAUCAAACCGUCCAAACAUACCACAAAACAUAUUAAACUGUCCAAACACACAACAGUAAUGAGCAAACCGUCCAAACACACAACAUACCGAUCGAACCGUCCAAACAAUAACACAGUACAGAUCGAACCGUCCAAACAUACUAUAGUACAGAUCGAACCAUCGAAACAUACCACAGUACAGAUAGAACAGUUCAAACAUACAAUAGUAAAGAUCGAACCGUCCAAACAUACAACAGUACAGAUCGAACCGUCCAAACAUAACACAGUACAGAUCGAACCGUCCAAACAUACUAUAGUACAGAUCGAACCAUCGAAACAUACCAUAGUACAGAUCGAACAGUUCAAACAUACAAUAGUACAGAUCGAACCGUCCAAACAUACAACAGUACAGAUCGAACCGUCCAAACAUACAAUAGUACAGAUCGAACCGUCCAAACAUACAACAGUACAGAUCAAACCGUCCAAACAUACAAUAGUACAGAUAGAACCGUCCAAACAAAACACAGUACAGAUCAAACCAUCCAAACAUACCACGGUCCAGAUAGAACCGUCCAAACAUAACACAGUACAGAUCGAACCGUCCAAACAUCCUAUAGUACAGAUCGAACCAUCGAAACAUACCAUAGUACAGAUAGAACAGUUCAAACAUACAAUAGUAAAGAUCGAACCGUCCAAACAUACAACAGUACAGAUCAAACCGUCCAAACAUACAAUAGUACAGAUCGAACCGUCCAAACAAAACACAGUACAGAUCAAACCAUCCAAACAUACCACAGUCCAGAUCGAACCGUCCAAACAUAACACAGUACAGAUCGAACCGUCCAAACAUACCAUAGUACAGAUCGAACAGUUCAAACAUGACACAGUACAGAUCGAACCGUCCAAACAUUACACAGUACAGAUCGAACCGUCCAAACAUAACACAGUACAGAUAGAACCGUCCAAACAUACCAUAGUACAGAUCGAACCGUCCAAACAUACAACAGUACAGAUCAAACCGUCCAAACAUACAACAAUCGAACAGUUCAAACAUACAACAGUACAGAUCGAACCAUCCAAACAUACCACAGUACAGAUCGAACCGUCCAAAUAUAACACAGUACAGAUCGAACCAUCAAAACAUAACACAGUCCAGAUCGAACCGUCCAAACAUAUCAAAGUACAGAUUGAACCGUCCAGACACACCAUAGUCCAGAUCGAACCAUCAAAACAUACAACAGUACAGAUCGAACAGUUCAAACAUACAACAGUACAGACCGAACCAUCCAAACAUACCGCAGUACAGAUAGAACCGUCCAAACAUAACACAGUACAGAUCGAACCGUCCAAACAUAUCAAAGUACAGAUUGAACCGUCCAAACACACCAUAGUCCAGAUCGAACCAUCCAAACAUACAACAGUACAGAACGAACCGUCCAAACAUAACACAGUACAGAUCGAACCCUCCAAACAUAACACAGUACAGAUCGAACCGUCCAAACAUACAACAGUACAGAUCGAACAGUUCAAACAUACAACAGUACAGAUCGAACCAUCCAAACAUACUGCAGUACAGAUCGAUCCGUCCAAACAUACAACAGUACAGAUCGAACCAUCCACACAUACAACAGUACAGAUAGAACCGUCCAAACAUAUCAUAGUAAAGAUCGAACCGUCCAAACAUACCAUAGUCCAGAUCGAACCGUCCAAACAUACAACAGUACAGAUCGAACCGUCCAAACAUACCAUAGUACAGAUCGAACCGUCCAAACAUACAACAGUCUAG